GCUCGUCGUAUUGAAAAGCACGAACCGUACCUCGCUCUUCUUCGUCUUCUUCCUUCGAUCUCUCCCUUUCGAUCCUCCAUUUCCUUUUAAUUAUCAUUCCUAAUUCUUCAAUCCACUCUCUAUUUCGUUUAAUUCCCCUUAUCUUCUUCCGUUUGAUUCCAAAAUCGUUCCCUUUUCUUACUCAUCAUCGUGGUCUAGGGUUAGGGUUUCGAUUCGGUCUUUCGAGUUCGUAGAUCGUCGUAUUUCCUUCUGUAUUCCCCAAAACUCCUGGUUUUGGUUCUUAUUCCCUUCAUAUUUCGUCCCAAUUCGACAUAAUAUCUGUACGCGUUUACGAGUUUAGGGUUUCGGACAGGUCGACUUUUAGGGCUUUUUGAUUUUUGAAUUUCUGGUGGGUUUUUCUGUAAAUUACUUUAGGGGAUUGAUUCCUACCCAUACCUGACGAAAUUCUAGCGCUCGUUUGGUUGUUAAUUUAAACAUUUCUGCGCUGAGUCAAGAAUCUAGGGUUAGGGUUUGAAAUACAAUUUUGUAUUAUUCUAAUUGGUGGAAUUCAAUUGGGGAUACGCUCUCUGGCGUCGAGGGACAACCUUUGCUGUGUGAUUCUUUGUCCAAUUCUCUUCAAUUAGGCCUUUGUUUUUCGUUUGGCCCUAAACUGUUGUCCUAAAGGUGCUGACGGGUUGUCUGAAGUUUGAAUUUGAAAAUUAGAAUCAGAAUGGGGUAUAAGAGAGGUUUUGAGGCUAAUGAAUAUGAGGAUCUUUCUUUGAACAAGGCAAAACGUUUUGAAUGCAGCAAUGAACUGGUUUCAUUUGCUGAUAUUGUUACACCCAACAAGGCUUUUGAAAAGAAUAUUAUUACAGGUGAUGAUGAAGAUGGCUUUUACAAUAUUCAAUGGUACGAUCCACUUGAAACAGACACUGCUAAGGAAUCUCUUUAUAUGGGUGACAAGAAUGUUCAAACCAGUGGUCACUUCAGCUGUUAUAGUGAAGAAGAUACUGGUUCUGGGGCUACAUCAUUAUCAUCUGCUUCCUCAGGUUGUUCGGAACUUGAAAUUCCACAGAAAGCAUUUGUUCCUUUGGAUGAUGACGAUUUGGCCUUUGAUUGCUCACCUAGAAAAGCAGUUCCCAUUGGACCAAAUCAUCAAGCCAACAUUCCUAUUUGGAGAGGUAAAGUGGAUAAUAAAAUGUCAGAGUUAGGCAUAUAUAAUCAUGACAGUCCCUCUUCUGGCUUAGUAUCAGCUCAUACUGUUGAUGAAGAUGAAGAGAGACUCAUGGGGACUACUGUGCUCUCAAUGCAUGAAUCUAGCUUUUAUUCUUCUAUUAGUAAUGAGAGUGGACAAGGCAGGACAGAGUGUAACUGCAUUGAUCGUGGCUCCAUCAGAUGUGUUAGACAGCAUGUUAGGGAAGCGCGUGAAAUGUUAAGGGAGACUCUUGGGGACGAAAGAUUUGUGAACUUGGGCUUUGGUGAUAUGGGAGAAUAUGUUUCACAGCAAUGGACUGAAGAAGAAGAAGACAUGUUCCAUGAAGUUGUCUACAGCAAUCCUGCAUCUUUGGGUAGAAACUUUUGGAAGCAUUUAGCAGCCACUUUCCAAUCUCGAACUAAUAAGGAAAUUGUCAGCUACUAUUUUAAUGUUUUUAUGCUGCGGAGGAGGGCUGCUCAGAACAGGUCCAGAUUUUUGGAUAUUGAUAGUGAUGAUGAUGAAUGCCAUACGAGAAAUGCUGGGAUUUUUGGUUUUGAAAAUUCCGAUGAUUCUGCCAUUGAAUCUCUUGGUGAUCAAGAUGGCCGUGUAGAAAACCAAGAUAAUUAUUCUGAUGAAGAUGAUGAAGAUGAUAACAGUGACGAUGGGACUGAAGAUAAUGUUCUUGGUUUUACUGGAUGUGAUGUGGGAAACAGCUCUGAGAUAGAGGGUGAGAUUGUUCAAAGUUCAUCAAAUUGGAAGUUGAACUCACAAAUUGAGACUUGGAGAAAUCCUGAUGAGCAUGUUAAUGGUACUUCAGGGAUUCUGAACUACAAUAUGGAUGACUCCUGUAUGUCCUUUGAGUGUGAUGCCAAUAUGGAUGUGUCUUGCCAUUCUCAUGGAUUGGGAGAUGCUAGUCCUGGUUUGCAUGCUAGGGGAUUUAAAUGUGAUCAGAGUCCACGCAUGCAGGGAAAACUUGAUUUGUCCAGCAAUGCGAUGGAGCAUGUUUAUCUGAUGGAGCCCUGUGUUACUAAAGAUUGGUAUCCUGGGUACUCAACAUGUCCGACUUCGACUACAGAUUUAGACUUCUUACCUACGUCCAAUUUGAUUGAAGAGUUUUUCGGUCAUGGUACUCUUGAUAAAAAGACCAGAAGUGACUGAGGUGUUAGCUAGUCUUGUAGUUUUUAUGGCACCAGCACGACAGUUUUAAGUUACUUGAGGAUGCCAAGCUAGGAAGAGCUACCUAAUGGUGGUGGUGGUGGUUAGGUGUAAAAUACAAUAUCCAAGGUUGGAAGGAAAGCCUUCUAUUCUUUAUUUCUUUGUUUUAUUAUUUCCUUUUAUGCCAGAGAGGAGAGGGUGAGGGUGGAGGUACUUUUGUUGUUAAUUUGUAUAUAUACUUCGUAUGGACCUCACCGUAUCCAAAAAAAAAGAAAAAUUGGGUUCUCCCUGUUACUGUUGUUCAUUUUACUACCCCAGAAUUUGUAUGAUAUAAUGUAAAAGGCCAGUUUGAAUUUGAAAAUAAUAUCGUAUUCUCUCA
Messenger RNA from Cajanus cajan (pigeon pea), 2708 nucleotides. RefSeq lists its product as uncharacterized. Lineage: Eukaryota; Viridiplantae; Streptophyta; Magnoliopsida; Fabales; Fabaceae. The record is from RefSeq and is a predicted model, not a curated record.